AUGGCACCUAACCUAUCCGCAAAGGCAGAACGUGAGAAAAGACUCAAGUCACUGUUAGCCUUCGCAUCCAGCCUCUCCGCUCGAGUCAACGCGCCGCACAAUUCAACGCUCCUGAAUGACCUGCAAGAUCAAAUACGGUCUCUCCCACUCGCAGCCUCAACCCCCGUUGCAACGAAACAAGACGAGCUGGAUAAGUUAGGAACGGAUUUAUGGAACCUGUCUAUCUCUCUUCGGCGGAGGGACUCGCAGCCGAUCGAGAAGGAGCAGAAAGACGCAUCACAAAGGCAAAAGACUUGGUCUCUGCUUCGCGUGUUCGCGUUUCUGCUUCUGGACACAGCAGCUGGACAGGCUACGAAGGCUCGAGAGCGGAAGCACUGCAUCAGGCUGCUGAGAGUGGCUCUGAAAUCGGCCCGCGGGUGUAUCGACAGCGGUGACUUGCCCAACGCGACAAGGGUUCUGGAGAGGGCGGCGGAUUACCAGGAAGCCUUGGGCGGAGACGGUGACGAAGGAGGUGAGGAGGGGGGUCAUAGUACUGCGUCUCUUCGCGCAGAGUAUUUCAUUAUGCGGAUGGCUUUGGCCUGGCGGCAAAAGCGAAUGGACACUGCAGAACAUAUGUUCUUGAAGAGCAAGCAACUGAACUCUUCCAUCAACUCAUCCGCUUCUGAGAGCCUCGCAGAACUCCUCUAUGAGAUCGGCAGGAGUUUACUGGAGGGGCGAAGUUAUGAGCUUGCCAUCAAAUGGCUGGAACGAGCAUAUGAUACAAUCGGCGAGCAAGAUCCCGACAACUUCAGUCCUGAUGCUGGCGAGCUGAGACUUGGUAUUAUGCAGUCUAUAAUACAAGCGAAUAUGAAGCUCAACACUAAGGACGCCUUAGCGAAGGCAUGGGACAUCGUACAAUUGCUAGACACCGAAUACGGAGACAAAAUGGCUGUUCAACUGCUGAAGCUUGAACUUCUCUCCAUUGCUGAUCCUAUUGACAGUGAUCAGGUUUAUGGCGUCCUACUUCGGAUGAUUCGGUCUGUAGUUCUGAAUGAAACAAAUUUCAGAACGAUCAUGCACCAUAUCCACAGGUUGAAGGAACAUAGCAACGUUACAGCAUGCAGAGCCCUCGACGAUUUGGUCAACAUCAGACUUUUCCGCGAGGAGAAUGAAGGCUGGCUUGAGAAAGCUAUUAUUACGUAUAUCUGGGCGGGCACCACAGGAUCUGUUUCCGAGAACGUAUUAGAGUCUCUAGAAGAGCUGUUUGAGACUGUGUCCAGAAACACAAAGCAUCCACUUUCUGCGCCAGCCACACAUGCGUCUCAGACACUUUUGUGGAGGAAAGUUGAAGCUGCUUAUAGUCAGUGCCAGUUCGCAGUCGCCGAGUCGUGGUGCCGUCUUUGCCUGCGCCCACUCUUCGAGAAGGCUGGGGAAUUAAACAGGUCGAAAAUAUUCAGGAAGAUCAUCUUAUGCGCCUUCUCUUGCAAGAAUUAUGCAGGCGCCUGCGAAGCCUUUUCCCAAAUGUCCGAUACCGGCAAAGAUGAACCAAUAACGCGCUAUUUGAUGUACAAGGUUGCACUGCAGAGGGGAGAUGCGGAUCUGGCCGCCAGCUGCCUUGAAACUAUAUGCAAGAAGUCAUCGAAAGACGUCACUCUUCUCUACGCAUGCGUUCUCGAAGCUCUAAACUCUGGAGAUAAGCGUCAGACUAUCAACGCUCUUGAAAGGGUGUUGGACCGAUAUGAUUACAGUGCACCUGCGGGCGUCCAUCUCCCAGCAGUUCUAAGGUGUACCGCUCGAGCGCUCACAUCGGAGCUCGUCAAAGAUGGGAAAUUGUGUGAUAGCGUAAUGGAGGAGGUAUGUAAGGUCUUCGAAGGCGGGUGCGCUCAGGCGAAAGCUUCUCUCCGCAGACCGACAACUCCAGCACAUGAACUGUUCACGGCAUCGGAGUUUGAGUGGUUCUCCAAAAACUCCUACAACCUUGCGCUGAAGUAUUGCGCUGAGAUGCAGCCAGGCCAUCUGGUCAGACUCUUGAGCACCUGCGCAGAGUUUAUCAAGCUGUUAAAGGAUACCGGAAAUCCGGAUCCUGACCUUCCACUGCGGCUGAUGUUCUGCGAUUUCUUGAGCUGCUGUGCGUAUACUACCCUCGCAAGAGCUGAAGACAAUGUCAAGGAUAGUUUACUGUACUACGUUCAGGUACGGAAGCACAGCAAGGCGUUCCGCCGAGCUGCUGACGAGGAGCUUGCUGCCAAUAGACUAUCGAAAUCAGCUCAAGCCGAUGUGUCCACGAAGCAUUUCCAGGUCCUCAAAUUGGAGCUUGAAGCUGUGCUCAAACUCGCGGAUUGGGAAGCUCUAGAUGCGCUCUUCGAGGAAUGCUGGAAGCAUGAAAAUGCUGAGCCACUGGAGACACUGGCCGAUCUUGUUCUCGUCAUCCAUUCGUUUCUAGUCAACGCAAACGUGGAUGCGAAAUACCAGGAAAGAGCACUGAAAGCGCUGGCAAAGAUCAUCACCCUCGUCUGGAGACGGAGUGAUAGUGACAUCGUGAAAAUCUCCCGCUGGAUUCGAUGCCUCUUCCAGCUCGCCCUCACUUUUGACGAUGCCAUCAGCCUCAGAUGUCUCGAACAAGCAACCUCGAUUGCCGCGGUACGCCACGGUGUAAGGUCCCUGACUCCUUAUUUUGACGAGCAAAUAUCACAUAUGCCUAUCCAGCAGUUGCACACGCCCCCGGUGUCCUCGUCUCCGGUCAAAAUCGCUGACGAGAUCGUCAAGGAGCCGAACCAUUACCCAGAGACGGAACUGGAGUGGCUGGCCACGACGAGCUGGAACCACGCAGUGGAUUACUACGCCCAGGAGAAUGGCGAGAAGUACAGGAUGUGGGCGGAACGCGCGAUCAAUCUUGCGGAAUGGGCCGAGGAUGGAGGCGGUCUUGCCGCCCUACUCAUGAAGAAGAAGUCGGAACUUGCAUGGGAGGAGUGA
Messenger RNA from Westerdykella ornata, 2952 nucleotides. Its product is annotated as SPO22-domain-containing protein. Lineage: Eukaryota; Fungi; Ascomycota; Dothideomycetes; Pleosporales; Sporormiaceae. Gene Ontology annotation, biological process: regulation of synaptonemal complex assembly; meiotic cell cycle. The record is from RefSeq and is a predicted model, not a curated record. The transcript is spliced from 16 exons. Gene Ontology annotation, molecular function: protein binding. Bases 1 to 2952 code for a protein of 983 amino acids.